Molecule: messenger RNA, 1056 nt
Organism: Lodderomyces oxycetoniae
Lineage: Eukaryota; Fungi; Ascomycota; Pichiomycetes; Serinales; Debaryomycetaceae
Exons: 1
Coding region: 1-1056 (351 amino acids)
Biological process (GO): nuclear envelope organization; lipid homeostasis
Cellular component (GO): nuclear envelope; nuclear membrane
Source: RefSeq, a predicted model, not a curated record
AUGGAACGGGAACUCUCACCUAUUACACCUGAUGGAAUUGGGUCUGAGUCGACCCCUAUCAGGAAUAGAAUUGACUCGACAGAGUAUAUUACUGCUCGUGGUGGUGAUGAUGAUGAUGGUGGUGGUGGUGAUGUCACCACAAGCUCUUACAAUCGAUUGGAUGAUGAAGAGACCGAAAAGCAAGAACUUCAAACCAUUCUUGAUACCCACCCGGAUUUGAAUAUCGCUGGAAAGGAAACUCACAAAUUAAACCCCGUCAAUGUUGCUCAUGUCAUGUUUUCACCACGAAGAAAGAAUCGACAGCGUGAGUUGCAAUCGUUUGAGGAUCAGUCUCCUAUAAAAUCGAGGCAAUUGCUGCUGCUGCUACUGCUGCUACUGCUGCUACUGCUGGUGCUGCUGCUGGCACUGCCGUUGCAUCAACAAUAUGCUGAACGUAAUAGUGGCAAUAGUAGAAGAAUAUUUGAUCCAUAUACCCCCUACACCUUGAACUUGUAUCUACAACUAAUUAUCAACUUGAUACUAUGGUCGUUUAUUGUGUAUCUUAUUUACGUCACCAUCACCACAAUUAACUCUGAUAUACAGAUAAAGAUUGAAGAGUUUUCUAUACAAAUCCUAGAGGAAAUAUCAGCUUGUUCUAGGGAAUAUUUGAGGAAUAAAUGCGAUUCUCCAGAUAGACCGCGAGUCAUUGAUCAUGAAUGCAGCUUGUUAGACAAGUGUCGGAACCAAGAUCCAAUGAAAUUUGCAAGACUGAAAAUCUCCAUUGAAUUGAUAGCCGAGAUUAUUAAUGCAUUUUUUGACAAAAUUAGCUACAAGAGCUUGAUUAUUUUGGUGAUAUUGCUUGUAAUAACUAUUGUGUACACAAGCAUAACUCUUAAAAACUACCAGGUGGAAAACAAAGGCACUAAAAACACAGGACACGAAGCAGGAGGUGAUAAAGAGGUGACACUAUCGAGCAGAGAAAAGUUGUCAAAAGGUGAUAAAGAGGUGACACUAUCGAGCAGAGAAAAGUUGUCAAAAGGUGAUAAAGAGGUGACACUAUCGAGUAGAGCGAGAUAG